CGGGCGCGGGUCGGGGGCGGGAGGCUCGGCUGCCCCUGCCCCGCCUCCUCGUCCUCCCCGCUGCGAGUCGGCCGCCCUCUCCCCGGCUCCUCCUCCUGCUCUUGGGGCUGCCGGCGGCGGCAGGAGGGCGGGAGCAGCGCGCGGUCCGGAGCGCGGGGACGGAACGCGGCGGCGGUAAACUGAGAAACAGACUCUUUGUAUUUCACUGAGAAGCAUCUCAUACAGCACUACUGGAUCCUCUGUCACAGGAAGGUUGGGACCUGUUUUAGUAACUGUUGGUUGCCAGACUGGUCACAUACUUCACUUUCUACAAAAGUGAGGCCGCUGCUGCUCGCCGAGGACCACGCUGCUGCUGCUGCUGCCGCCGGCUGCGGGAGUGAAUGACCCUGCUGCAACUUCCUUCCCAGGCCCCAGCGCCGCCUCCUGCCCCACUGGCCGACUGUUUUGAUUAACCCCUGGAUUUCUGCCUUGAACUUCAAUAUGUGUCAUGUCAUUGUCACCUGCCGCUCUAUGCUCUGGACUCUCCUGAGUAUUGUGGUGGCCUUCGCAGAGCUCAUCGCCUUCAUGAGCGCAGACUGGCUGAUAGGGAAGGCCAAGGGCCGUGGUGGCAGCGGGGCCGAGCCGACGGCAGGGGGUGCCCCCGAACCCCCGCACCCCACGUUGGGCAUUUACGCACGCUGCAUCCGCAACCCCGGCUUGCAGCACGUGCCGCGUGACACUCUCUGCGGGCCCUAUGCCGAGAGCUUCGGUGAGAUCGCCAGUGGCUUCUGGCAGGCCACUGCGAUAUUCCUGGCCGUGGGGAUCCUCAUCCUCUGCGUGGUGGCCUUGGUGUCCGUCUUCACCAUGUGUGUGCAGAGUAUUAUGAAGAAGAGCAUCUUCAACGUGUGCGGGCUUCUGCAGGGAAUCGCGGGCCUGUUCCUUAUCCUCGGUCUCAUCCUCUACCCUGCUGGCUGGGGCUGCCAGAAAGCCGUAGACUACUGUGGACACUAUGCAUCCGCCUACAAACCCGGAGACUGCUCUUUGGGCUGGGCCUUUUACACUGCCAUCGGCGGCACAGUCCUCACCUUCAUCUGUGCUGUCUUCUCCGCACAAGCAGAAAUUGCAACUUCCAGUGACAAAGUACAGGAAGAAAUCGAAGAAGGGAAAAACCUUAUCUGCCUCCUUUAGUGUGGAAAGAGACACAAAUGCCAUUUUUUCCUUUGUAAUCUUGUGAAACAGUCCAUGCCAUAUGAAUCGAGUGGAGAAAUAGCCUUCACCUACCAAAGCCACAUCCCACAGCCCAGGCCUUUACAGGACCAGUGAGAGGCAACACCUGGCUAAGCAGUUACUGGAUACAGGCCGCAGUGCAAAUAAGGAUGGAAUGCGAUCAUCUUGUGACAACCCUGACUGCAGCUGUGGGGUCCGAUCAGACCCCAUCUCCCCAGGGCUCCAUGAAGGAUAAUGAUCGGAAUCAUGAAGGCACAGUCUCUCUGGUAGCAGGGGACAUGUAGUUGGCCGCUAGCCUGGCAGGCUGUUUUGAGGACCGAAGAGGAAGUUUCUGGCCCACAGCUGCAUGUCUGUGCACAUCUCUGCCUUAGGAUGAAGUCUUAAGUUGGCAUUUUGGUUUUCUUCCUAUUCUUUCACAUUGUUUUAGUUGGAAACUGAAAGGAAGAUCACCAACUUAGUGGGGGUGGGAUGUGUGCCAAUGGACCAGAGGGGUCCUUUAAACAGUGUGGGGCUUACUCUACACCGAAUUCCAGGGGAAAGUGGAUCACCAAACUGUCGCCCCAAGGUGUCAGAAAUGUGAGUAAGGAGAGACUGAGGGCCUGUACAAUCCCAUGAGGAUAGCGGUUCGGACCCUGGCCAGGUGAAGACAGUUUCCUCCUCCAGCAGCCAGGCUAGCGCCCAUGGAGGCCGAGCCUCCUCCUUCUAGAGCUAAAGUUGUGCUCUGAUUGCCAAAGGAAACAUGUUUCCUUCUUCUGGGGACAGCAGGCUCCACACCAGCUGUGGCGCAGGCAGGUGCUCACAGCAGCAGAAUGGGAUUCUUUGCAGGAAAAAGGAACGAGUGAUGGGAGUUAAGCUUCUCUAGUCAUUGGUGUUGAUCCUGAAGGAACACUGAAAUAACAUUAAGCUGCUGCAACUGAACAGUUGCACCAGAGACUUGGAAAGCAGAGUAGAAAGUUUAUGCAAAGCCCAAGCUAAACCAAGGUCACAGCACCCGCCUAUACCUGUUUACAAAAACGAUCAAACACCACUAUUAGAAAGGAUGAAGAGAAAAGGAAAAAGGAUUCAGGACUUUUAAUGUAGUUUCCAUUAGUUACCAAUGUAACUGAUUGGGCAGGUGGUAAUGAGAAUGAGCGCCUGACGUGACAGGCGUGUCAGAUACUGCAAAGGAAGAAACACCCCUCACCAACUGAAUCCUGUCCAGUGUCUGGAAGGAUUAAGAUCGUUGAGUCUCUGGGUUUAUGAGUCUGCUCACAGAGGGCUUUAUUUUGAAAAUGUAACAGCUACUAAGCACCUUCUACUGGCAAGGUAUUGUGUGCUAAGUACCACUAGGGAUUCAAAACUUAGAAGUUACAACUUUGCACCAGUAAAUGUCAAAGCUGUGUGAAUCUAGAACCAUGGGAGGCAGAACAAAUAACUGUUUUACAGAAAUGGAAUGGGAGAUUAACAUUUUUGUUAAACUCUCUUUGGCCUUUGGCCUUUGGCCUAUACUAAAAACACCUUAUCUCACAGGGAAAGGCCAAGUGCAAGAUAGGAGCAGAUCUUCUAAAACAAAGCUCAUAUCUUCUGGCUUUUUUCAGAGUGAGAAGGGUUCACAGGAAUCCUUCUGGAACACCUAGGUAAAGGCGUGGGAAACAUGAACCAUCUCUCUAACCACAUGAAAUAGGUCAUGGGUGCCCCAACAUAAGACUCCUGGGCCAGAAAGUGUUUUAUAAUGUCUAACCAAGUCCCUCGGCCAGCCAGGUAACUACUUUCAAACCUGAGCAGUAUUUUUCAUUCAAAGCAGCUUCCUACAUCAGACAAAUCUUGAUAAAAAUUUUUUCUUAAAUUUCUUAUUGGAAGAUUAACCUCUACAACAUACAGAAUCCAUUUUACAAUCUCAGCCUCCUAGGAACAAGUCAUAAACCCAGGGGACCCUAUGCACAUGUCCAUCACCAGCUCCUUGGCUACAGAGGCAGGGCUCCCCACAGUCCCCUGUCGCAGUGAACCCAUCCACAGCAGUCCCAAGUGAAAAUAGGACCUCUUGGCCAGAGCAAUGUCACUUGACAGUGUUCAUUUCAUUAAUUUGAAUGAUGUAGAAGACUAAGAAAAAAGGGCACAUACACAAAUAAAACCCCAAACCACUAAAAACUACCUGAAGACUGACUCAGUAUAACAGAGGGAGAGCAAGUCUUCUGCCGCACGGAAAGGCAGCGUUGGGUCUGUGAAACCUUUGGCCCACUAGCCAGCCUUUCUUUGGGAUAAAAGACUGUAAUGCUAGUCUGGACCAAAACUUUUCUGUAUGGCGCUUUAUUAUUCGUCAUUCUUUUUUUUUUUUCCUUUUGUAUGGCUCUUUAAAAACCACUUGUUGACCCACACUUACUUUCUAAUAAAUAUGACCGUUACCAUUCCCAGGAAAGGUUUAUUUUGCCUGCAUUUAUGCUUAAAGUUUCUUGACAGCCUGGGCAUCUCAAAGCACUCUAAGGCAGCAGUGUUUGCCUCUGAGUCUGUGGGUUCUUUAAACCUGUGUGCUAAUUCAACAAUGUAACAUUUAAUUAUGUGAGGGUUUCUGUGUAGUUCUCCAACAUCUGUGAUAUAAUGAUCCUUGUUAAACAUGUAUCCCAUAAAGUGCCAUAGUCUUUUAAUGUGUAACAUAUUUAAGUAUGUAUAUUAUACAUACACAAGUUUUGUGAAAGAUGUGCAAUAACAAAGGUGUAUGUAUGUUUUCUUUCUUUUGGAAACUGGACAGGAGUCAAAACAGGGAUGUUUUCUGUUUUGGCAAAGGAGAGUUACACAUUUUGCCUUCAUGGCCUAGUCAUUACCCCAUAACAAUUUUAAUGCUACAUGAAACUUAUGUGAAGGAAAGACUGGUAUGAAAUUGUUUUUUCCUGGGUCUAAAUUAUAAUAAUCACUAUUUAUGUGAAAGUUAAGCCAGCAAGCCAGGCCCAGUUAAUACGAGUCUUUCGUGUGAAAUGUGAAGCUGCGUGUUGCCUUUUCUGUUAGUGUGACAACUAGUUGCUGGAACCUAAUCAAUCACCAGGCGCUGCUUCUUAGCGUGCUUUCCUGGACCUUUUUAACGCUAGACCACUGUGGAAGGGCUGACCGCAGGCCUUCUUAGCCUAAGUCUGGCUUGGACAGACCUCUGUGCAAUAAUGCCUGGCCUCAGGAAUCCCUGCCUGCCUCUGUCUGGGUAGCAGUGACACCCUGUGGGCCAAGAGUCAGAGACGGCUGGGUUUCUUCUGAGACUGUGGUGAAACUCGAAGGAGGAGGGAGUCGUCAGGUGCUCCGGAGGAACUCGGCACACUUGACAUUCAACAGCCACUUGAGCCACACAAAAACUGUAUCACAGCGAUGGACUCAAUUUGAGCCCUCAAGUGUAUGGUUACCCUGUUAUACUGUAAACUAAUACAUUAUCUAGCAUUCAUGAGGUUCCUGUGCCUAUGUAUUUUCACAAUGUGCUCCCUCCCUAUCAGAUUUGAAUUAAACCAGAUUUUACAAACUCA
Messenger RNA from Chinchilla lanigera (long-tailed chinchilla), 4685 nucleotides. RefSeq names its product lipoma HMGIC fusion partner-like 2 (gene Lhfpl2). NCBI's taxonomy places the organism in Eukaryota, Metazoa, Chordata, Mammalia, Rodentia, Chinchillidae. The record is from RefSeq and is a predicted model, not a curated record. Gene Ontology annotation, cellular component: membrane.